Molecule: messenger RNA, 1707 nt
Organism: Penicillium malachiteum
Lineage: Eukaryota; Fungi; Ascomycota; Eurotiomycetes; Eurotiales; Aspergillaceae
Product: ankyrin repeat domain-containing protein
Exons: 3
Coding region: 1-1707 (568 amino acids)
Cellular component (GO): cytoplasm; nucleus
Molecular function (GO): protein binding
Source: RefSeq, a predicted model, not a curated record
AUGUUUAUCCUCACCACCAUCAGCACUAUCGCAGCAUCUUCCUUUGGUCUCAUUGAAGUACUUGAACUACCUGAGCUUAUCAAGGGAAUAGACCUGGAACAGUUGAACAAACACAACACCUCGGGUCUAUAUCUUGCUGCACGCUGGGGCCAUACUGAGGUAGCUCGGAAGCUUCUCCACCUAGGUGCUUCUGUAGAUGCACCAGGAAACCAGUACGGGAAUGCACUCCAAGCUGCAUGCUUCGGGGGACAAGAAGAAAUCGUCAAGGUAUUGCUUCAACAAGGAGCAUCUUUCCCUCCGACCGGUAAGGGUGAAUAUUCGAGCCCAUUCCAAGCAGCUCUAGCAAGUGGUCAUGGCCAUGUUACUCAGGCUUUGAUCAACGGCGGACUUCAGUUUUCAACGCAAAAUCAGUUUGACGACGCGAUGGAAGCUGUUUGUUUCAAAGGAAAUGUUGAAAUUGUCCAACAAUUUCUAGAUGGCAAAUCUGGUAUAUUUACGCCACAGAUCCAACCUGAUUCGCUACAAGUAGCUCUUUUUGGUGGCAAAAAAAGGAGAGUCAAAGGACUUCUGCAAGGAAAUGUUGACAUCAACGAGGAAAAGGCGAAGACUGAUGUACGUGGACGCUUUGGUUUUCCUUUGCGCGCUGCCGCCAUUGCCAAUGCUUUUGAAAUUGCGAGAUACCUCCUCAAAAUCGGCACUGACCCAAAUAUUGAGGAUAUGGAGCUAAGUGAUGCACUCCAGGCAGCUGCCACUUCAGGAAAUGUGGACAUGAUUGUUUUACUUUUGAACCAUGGUGCAUCCGUGAAUGGUAACGGCGGACACUUUCGUAACACAUUACAGGCAGCUUGUUUUCAUGGACAUGAGCAGGCUGCCAGGCUCUUAAUUGAGCGUGGUGCUUUUUUGGAGCCCAAAUACGAUCGACACUGUGAGCGCUAUCGUGAUGCCUUGCAAGCUGCAGUUUUUUCUGGACACGAAAAAAUUGUUGAAUUGCUUCCAGCGAGAGGAGCAAUGCUGAACACGGGACGCAUCGUCAUGAGGAGUCACCCAUGCAGCAUACCUCAUAACCCGAACAGAAUCCGACUUCCAGACUCAAGGGUAGGGGCAAAAAAGCUAGACAUACCGCCAGGACGGCGACCUCUAGAAUUUGCUGCUCGACUUGGCAAUAUUAUGUUGGUCAAGUUUCUACUUAGCCAGGGAGCUACUCUAGAUGCUGAGGAUGUUUUUGGCGAUGAUGAUGAGUACCAUGAUGGCAGUGCGUAUACUGCGCUACAGAUUGCGAGUUUCCGGGGGCAUCAAGCCAUAGUGAAAUAUCUUCUGGACCAUAAUGCAGACAUUAACGCCGUGCGACAGGCACUAGGCACUCCUUUACAGGCAGCCCUAGAGUCUAAAAGAGGACACCUUGAGGCUGUCAAAUUCCUGUUAGAUCGAGGAGCAAAUAUCGAGGAUGAAGGUGGCGAUAACGGCAACGCGCUUCAGGCUGCAUGUCAUGCGGGACACAUCGAGGUUGUUCAACUCUUGCUCGCUCGAGGUGCAAAUGUUAACGCGCUGGAGAAGAAUAUUGAGAAUGCGCUACAAUCUACAUCAGAAGGUGGUCACCUUGAUAUCAUCAAGUUGCUUCUUGAUCAUGGUAGGAUGUGGAUGAUUUCGAAGGGAAUACAGAAACAGCGCUCUGUCUCGCUGCAGCAAAUGGUCAAGAAGAGAUUUUGA